AUGUUCGGAAGCCGUUGGCGCCUGAGCGCCUCUUCGGUCUCCUCAAUCAUCUUGCGGACCAUCUUCAAUUACGGCAUAUUUAUGGGAAUCAUCUGCUUUUGUGUGAAAAACAAUGGCACCGAUGGCCGACUGGUGGCCCACAAACUGCACCGCUUCAUCGACGUGUUGAAGAUACCGCAUUUGAAGAUAAUCAUCUGCAGUCGAUUGCUGAUCUGCCUGAUAUGCGCCAUUGUCACAAUGGUGAUGCAGUUGUGGCAUGAAGAACAAGUGCUACGUGUCGUCAACAGAUUUCUGCGACUAUUUUGGCGAGUGAAGAUGCUACCGAGUUACCACGAUGUAGGCUUUGGGGACAAGUGGCUGUUGCUGGUCGUAAAGGUGUUCUGUCUGCUGUAUGAGCUGUGCUACAAGGCUCCAGAGGUGAUCGAUGAACACAACAUAUAUUUCGCAUUAGGUGUACUUUGCGAAUUAUAUAACUUGGUUAAUGCUGCAGUGAUAUAUCAUGUCUGCUUCGUGGCUUACCUCAGCAUUGGUCUGCUUUACGACAAGGUCAACGGUUAUGUGCGAAAUGAGCUGCGCCAACAGCUAAAGGUCAUUGCUAAUGGCCACAUUAGUCGGCGGCAGCUGAAAGAAGCUGGAAUUCGCAUGGACGAGUGCCUGGCCAUCUACGAUGAGAUCCACCAAGUGGGCAACACUUUUAAUCGACUUUUUGAACUACCUUUCUGUAUAAGCCUAAUAUUUGGUCUCUUGGGCCUGGCGCUAGUCAUCUUUUUCAUUAUGUUUAACGUGGACAGAGCGAUUAGUUUGUGGUUCUUGGGCCUUAAGAUCUUAUUAGAUAUUUUGCUCUUGACCCUGUCUGUUCAUGGAGCGAAGAACAGUUCACUGGUCGUACGGAGGCUCAGCUUGGAGAAUUACUAUGUUGGCGAGAACAAAGAAUGGCACAUGAAGAUGGAGAUGUUUUUGAACCGUUUGAAUUAUCACGAGUUUCGCGUGUGUCCUUUCGGACUAUUUGAGGUAUCCAAUGAGCUGAUUUUGAUGUUUCUGUCCAGCUUGAAAGAGAACUGUGCCGUUGUCGUGGCCUGCAACAGAGAGACUGAGAUCUUGGUUACUCAGACGGAGACGAAGACAGAGACGGCGACUGAGAUUGCGAUUGGGAUUGAGAUCAGUGUAUUGGGGGCCUGUGUGCUGCUCCAGAUGCGUGCUCCCUAUGUGCCUCCGCUAAACUCCAACAACAACAACAACUCCAACUGCAACUCAAACUCAAAGUCAAAGAAUUGGCACGAGCUGAGCACACGUCGCCAUCGUCGUCAUCGUGGCUCCAUGGACAUGGGCAUGUGA
Messenger RNA from Drosophila grimshawi, 1335 nucleotides. RefSeq names its product putative gustatory receptor 93c. The record is from RefSeq and is a predicted model, not a curated record. NCBI's taxonomy places the organism in Eukaryota, Metazoa, Arthropoda, Insecta, Diptera, Drosophilidae. The transcript has 5 exons. The coding region runs from base 1 to 1335 and encodes 444 amino acids. Gene Ontology annotation, cellular component: membrane. Gene Ontology annotation, biological process: sensory perception of taste.